AUGGAGAAGUUCAGCAUGAACUUUGGAGGUGGCCCGAGCAAAAAAGACCUUCUAGAGACCAUAGAAUCCCAGAAGAAGCAGCUUCUCCAGUACCAGCUCCGGCUGAAGGAUGUUGUCAGGGCCUACAAGAGCCUGCUGAAGGAGAAGGAGGCCUUGGAAGCCAGCCUGAAAGUGCUCUCCGUGUCCCACGAGGCAGAUGUUGGCCUGGGGGGCGCUCAGCCUGCCCCCGGGCCUGGCUCCAGCUCCUCCUGUGCUGACUCUGCUGAUGACAGGAACUCUGUCCACAGCGAGGACAGCGUGGGGACAGCUGCCAGUGCAGACACUGCUGCCAGCCUGGCCAGUGCCAAGGGUGAAGCAGGGCCUGAGGAGGACAAGCCCGUGGCCACCACCUCCUCUCCGAGGUCGGAGGAGCCCGGCGGGUCGGAGAGCGGCGGCGGGGAGGGGGCCCCCGAGGCCGAGAGGAGGGUCCUGCAGCUGAAGACCCAGCUGGCUACCCUGACCAGUGCCCUGUCCACUGUCACGCAGGAGAAGUCCCGCAUGGAGGCCUCCUACCAAGCAGACAGGAAGAAGAUGAAGCAGGAGCUGGAUGAGGCGGUGAGGAAGGCGGAGGAGGAGACGGAGAGGCUGGGAAGGGAGCUGAGAUCCAGCCAGGAGCAGCUGGCAGAGACCAAGGCCCGGCUGAUCACCCAGCAGCACGACAGGGCCCAGGAGCAGGGGGACCACGCCGUGAUGCUGAGGGAGCUGCAGAAGCUGCUGCAGGGAGAGAGGAACUCGAGGCAGGAGGCGGAGCUGAAGCUGGAGGAGACCAGGGAGGUGCUGGCCGGGAGGGCCACCGUGGCUGAGCGAGCCGAGGGCUACGAGCUGCAGAUCAGGCAGCUGAGCCAGGAGGUGGAAGAGCUGAAGAAGGAGCUGCAGGCUGUGCAGGAGGAGAACAACAGGCCAGACCCCCGGGUACAGGACCUGCAGGAGGAGAUGGCCAGCCUGAGGAACCACUUCCAAGUGCAGCUGCUGCAGGAGAUGAAGAAGGCUGCCCAGGCUGAGGAGCAGCUCCGGCAGCGCGCGCAGCUGGAGGAGCGACGCGUGGCCGACCUGGAGGGACGGGUCUCCGAGGUCUCCGAGCUGCUGGGCACGUAUGAGAAGGCCAAGCAGAAGGACCAGGUGGUCAUUCAGAAGCUGAAGGACCGUAUCGUGCAGCUGGACCUGGAGAACAAGACCCUGGCCAUGGCUGCCUCCAGCAGGGCCCCCCUGGAUGUCCAUGGAGAAGAAGCCAACCUGGAUGUGAACGUUCUGAAGGACAAAAUGGAGAAGCUGAAGAAGCUGCUGCAUGUAGCAGCUCAGAAGAGCCAACCCACCCUGGGCAUUGAGAAGCUGUGUGAGCUGGAGUGUCCAAAGGGCACCGAGGCUGCGGAUGGGGAGAAGGCCACAGCUCUGUACUACCAGCAGGAGCUGAAGCAGCUGAAGGAAGAGUUUGAGAGGUAUAAGAUGAGGGCACAAGUGGUUCUCAAGAACAAGUCGGCCAAGGAUGGCAACCUGGCUAAGGAACUGGAGGAAGCUCAGGAGCAGCUGGCUGACCUGAAGGAGAAAUACAUUGCUCUGCAGCUGGCCUCUGAUGAACUGGAGAAGCAGCACCAGCAGGACAUGGAGGCCAAGAAGCAGGAGCUGUCCCAGCUGCAGCAGCUCCAUCGGCAGGAGCUGGAGAGGUGCCAGCUGGAGUACAGGGAACGGGCUCUGAAGCUGGAGGAGGAGAUGCACAAGCAGAGGGACCGAGCUCUGGCCGUGCUGGCAGAGAAGGACCAAGAGCUGGAGCAGCUGAGGUCCCUCACGUUGCCUUGUGGGCUUCAAGGCUCCAAAAACCACCUGACGUCAGGGCCUGAGGUUCCUGGCGAGGACUCAGCAGGACACGAUUCCUCAGAGGUUCUGCCCCAGGCUCUUCAUCUCUCCAGCACCAGUGAACCCACCUUCAUCCUCUAUGCUGAGCAGCUGGCUCGGAAGGAGGUGGACAUUGUUGCUCUGAGGAAGCAGAAACACAAGCUGGAGAUGCAGGUUCACCAGCUCCAGGAGAAAAUCCUGGUGGAGGAGGAGAAGCACCGGGAAGAGGUGUCAGCCCUUCGGAGCCAGAUCGAGAAGAGCUGCAGAGACAGGAGCAGGGAAGGAGCCAACCUGGAAUACCUCAAGAACAUUGUCUAUAGGUUCCUGACCCUGCCCGAGUCCCUGGGCCGCCAGCAGACCCUGGGGGCCAUCCUGACCAUCCUGCACUUCAGCCCUGAGGAGAAACAGACCAUCACCAAGCAGUCAGCCCAGGGCAGCUGGUGGCUUUCUGGGAAGAGAUGAGGUGGCAGCUUUUAUCCCUGGCUGCUGCUGCACAUUUACAGGUGUCUGGUGGUGAACUGAGGGCACUUCCCUGGUGGUGUCACCUCCUGCCAACCAUGCUGUGGAGCAGGGACCUUCCAGCAAGGAACUGGGCUGAGAACAGUGCUCCUAGCACUCAUUUAAAGUAGGAUUGUGCCAACUUUUCCACGAGGAUCAUGGUGUUUUCUUGCUCUCUGGUGUCAGGAUUUGCUCUUGAGCUGGGGCUUGGUUUAAAAAAACAGUACUUGAA
Molecule: messenger RNA, 2599 nt
Organism: Apus apus (common swift)
Lineage: Eukaryota; Metazoa; Chordata; Aves; Apodiformes; Apodidae
Gene: GCC1
Product: GRIP and coiled-coil domain containing 1
Exons: 2
Coding region: 1-2331 (776 amino acids)
Cellular component (GO): Golgi apparatus
Source: RefSeq, a predicted model, not a curated record